AUGUCCUACCCAGACCCUCGAGACUCGGUCUUGAACAAGCCAAAGCCAGUCAUCCACCUGCCCAAAGAUCUUCUAGAUCGUAUCACCAAAGGUGCUGAGCCGUAUCCCAUCUUGGCAGAGAGGAAAUAUGAAUAUGGCACUGCAGGAUUCCGUAUGAAGGCAGUGGAAUUCAGUAAUGUUGGUCUGGACCAUGUCAUCUACACUGUUGGUCUUAUCGCUGCUCUUCGUUCCAAGAAGCGCAAUGCGACGGUGGGCAUCAUGAUCACGGCGAGCCACAACCCGGCAGAAGACAACGGAGUCAAACUGGUUGAUCCGAUGGGUGACAUGCUUGAGCAAUCAUGGGAAACAUAUGCAACUGUCCUAGCCAACACUCCAAGUGACAAGCUUGGUUUUGAGUAUGAGAAAUUGCUCAACGAGACCUUGAUCAGCAACAUCAGCCAGCUCCAUGAACGACCGGCGAAGGUGGUGUUUGCCCGCGACACUCGUGCCUCUGGACCGUACCUGGUUACAGCUCUCAAAGCCGCCUUGGACGCCGUCAAUGUGGAGUAUACCGACCAUGGCCUCAUGACCACUCCGCAACUGCAUUAUAUUGUCCGUUGCAUCAAUACCAUGAAUUCCCCAUACGCCUUUGGUGAGCCGACUGAGCAAGGCUACUAUGAGAAGAUGGCCAAGGCAUUCAAAACCGUCAUGCACGGCCGCACCAUUCAAGGACCCGUCACUGUCGAUUGUGCCAAUGGCGUAGGAGGACCCAAAUUGAAAGAGCUGAUCAAAUACCUGCCCUCCGCGAAAGAAGGUGGCAUUGACAUCAAGGUGGUCAACGAUGAUGUGGUCAAACCAGAAGCCCUCAACUUCGAGUGCGGCGCAGACUAUGUCAAGACUAAACAGCGUGCUCCACCGAAUUCCAACGCGCAGCCCGGGGAUCGGUGCUGCUCUCUCGACGGUGAUGCUGAUCGUGUGGUCUACUACUACACCGACGAGCAGAAGACUUUCCAUCUCCUGGAUGGUGAUCGCAUCGCGACUCUCGGGGCCGUCUUUCUUGCAGACAUGACUCGUGUUGCCGGGAUUGACCAGAAACUGAAGAUUGGAAUCGUCCAAACUGCCUACGCUAACGGAGCUGCUACUGAAUACGUCGAGAAGGUGCUCAAACUUCCGGUUACCAUCACGCCUACCGGUGUCAAGCAUCUUCAUCAUGCUGCUGCCCGGUACGACAUUGGGGUUUAUUUCGAGGCGAACGGACAUGGCACAGUCCUCUUUUCGGAGAACGCGAUCAAGCUCAUCCGAGAAUCUGAGCCCAAAUCCCCUGGUCAGAAGCAUGCUCUUGACUCUCUCCGCGCUUGCAUCGACUUGAUCAACCAAGCGGUGGGUGAUGCUAUCUCCGACAUGCUGUUCGCUGAAGUUGUGCUUGCUCACAAGUCCUGGACUCUGGAGAAUUGGCGCAACACCUACAUCGACCUCCCCAACCGUCUAGUCCGUGUCGUGGUCAAUGAUCGAUCCAUCUUCAAAGCUGUCGACGCAGAGAGACGACUGGAGUCCCCCAAGGGUGCACAAGACGAGAUUGACAAAUACUGCCAGAUGUACAUCAAGGGUCGCGCAUUCGCCCGAGCUUCUGGCACAGAGGAUGCUGUCCGCGUCUACGCCGAGGCUCAUUCGAAGACCGAGGCGGAGAAGCUCGCAAGUCAAGUUGCAGAGGUGGUGAGGAAGUAUGGUUCGAUGUAA
Messenger RNA from Cladophialophora psammophila CBS 110553, 1716 nucleotides. Its product is annotated as phosphoacetylglucosamine mutase. The transcript is spliced from 6 exons. Gene Ontology annotation, molecular function: phosphoacetylglucosamine mutase activity; magnesium ion binding. The record is from RefSeq and is a predicted model, not a curated record. Lineage: Eukaryota; Fungi; Ascomycota; Eurotiomycetes; Chaetothyriales; Herpotrichiellaceae. Gene Ontology annotation, biological process: carbohydrate metabolic process; UDP-N-acetylglucosamine biosynthetic process. Bases 1 to 1716 code for a protein of 571 amino acids.